This is a messenger RNA of Colius striatus (speckled mousebird), 574 nucleotides long. Its product is annotated as elongation factor Tu, mitochondrial-like. Gene Ontology annotation, cellular component: mitochondrion. Gene Ontology annotation, biological process: mitochondrial translational elongation. The annotation marks the transcript as partial. The transcript has 2 exons. NCBI's taxonomy places the organism in Eukaryota, Metazoa, Chordata, Aves, Coliiformes, Coliidae. Gene Ontology annotation, molecular function: translation elongation factor activity. The record is from RefSeq and is a predicted model, not a curated record.
GUGUACAUCCUGGCCCCAGACGAGGGCGGCCGCCACAAGCCCUUUGUGGCUCAUUUCACUCCCGUCGUGUUCUCUCAGACCUGGGACAUCGCGGCCAGAGUCCUGCUGCCCCACGGCAAGGAGCUGGUGAUGCCAGGGGAGGACACGUCCCUGGUGCUGCUGCUGCGCCAGCCCAUGGUGCUGGAGCCCGGCCAACGCUUCACCCUCCGGGACGGGGCUCGAACCAUCGGCACCGGCGUCGUCACCAAGACGCUGCCCCCUGGAGCCAGACGAUGCCAAGGCCUGGGCAUGAGCCCCACGGGCUGCCCCAUAGCGCUGCCCCAUAGAUCUGACCCACAAGUGACCCACAAGUGACCCACAAGUGACUGGAACUGACCCACAACUGAGGCCAAUAAAGAGCCACAGAGACCCCCAGGAGCUGCCUGAGGGGAUGGGAGGGGAGGUGGGGGAGGGGAUGAGACCCAUAAGUGACCCACAAGUGACCCACAAGUGACCCAGAGGCUGCCCCAUAGAUCUGACCCACAAGUGACCCACAAGUGACUGGAACUGAGGCCAAUAAAGAGCCCCAGAGACA